CUUUCUCCAUCUAUCCGCUCCUAAAGCUUUUCAAUAAGAGAAUACGAAAAAAACUGGAGCAAAUUGCAUCCCAAACCCACCGAAACAAACGCAUUCUCAUUAUUCAUUUUUCAAUUGCACCCACAACAAGAAUGCCUCUGUUAUUUACUCUUAGAAUCCUGAGAUUCACACCCUUCACAUUGCCGUUUUUCUUACUGAAUCGGUUGGUUUCUUUGUAGCCAUUUCUCGCUUAUUGAUUUAUUGUUGUUUUUCUAUGAGAAUGGCCUUACCAUUUCAAAAGAGUAGCUGCUUCCGGUUAGUUGUCAAUGCAGCCUGUAUAAUAACAAGAUUGUAACCACGGGUUGUUUUUUUCUUUCUUUCCUUCCUUUUUUUGGGGUUUAAUUUGUAUAUAAAUUAUGUGUGAUACUUUGGUGGCAAGAACGGGCCGGCAUCAGCAGCGGUAUGAUUCCGGUUUUCGCCUUGUGGCUGGAUGCAUUCCAUAUAGAUAUAGAGAUUCUGAGAAGAUUGUAGAGGUUCUCAUGAUAAACUCGCCUAGUGGUCCAGGACUUCUUUUUCCAAAGGGAGGCUGGGAGACUGAUGAAACAGAUCAACAGGCGGCAAUUAGGGAAGCUAUUGAAGAAGCGGGAGUACGGGGAAAAAUAAAUAAAUUUCUUGGUUACUACCAAUUCAAGAGCAAAAGCCACCAAGAUGAAUGCAGUCCAGAAGGUUUAUGUAAGGCUGCAGUGUUUGCUAUGCUAGUCGAGGAAGAGCUCGAAUCAUGGCCAGAGCAGAACACCCGAAGUAGGAAAUGGUUAACCGUAUCUGAAGCAGCAGAUAGUUGCCGGCACCCGUGGAUGAGGGAUGCUUUGAUUGGAGGCUUUUGCCAGUGGCAUGAUGAAAUUAUGCUUACUGAAAAAUUGUAGCAGAUUAAUAUUUGUUUUGGACAACACUUUCAGGGCCAAAAUUUUCGUUUAACUUGAGUGUGUUGUCAAAUGCUCUAGCCCUUUCUUGUAAUGUCCAUCCUGUCUUGGUCUACUUCACCUCUCUCUCGAUUUCUCUUAUUUAGAGAAAGUAUCAUGUCAGAUAUUUUCAGUAGUCACUCAAACUAGAUCCUUCGUUGCCUUGCA
This is a messenger RNA of Olea europaea var. sylvestris, 1106 nucleotides long. RefSeq names its product nudix hydrolase 16, mitochondrial-like. Gene Ontology annotation, molecular function: pyrophosphatase activity. The coding region runs from base 396 to 902 and encodes 168 amino acids. Gene Ontology annotation, cellular component: cytoplasm; nucleus. The record is from RefSeq and is a predicted model, not a curated record. NCBI's taxonomy places the organism in Eukaryota, Viridiplantae, Streptophyta, Magnoliopsida, Lamiales, Oleaceae. The transcript has 4 exons.